Molecule: messenger RNA, 6347 nt
Organism: Daphnia magna
Lineage: Eukaryota; Metazoa; Arthropoda; Branchiopoda; Diplostraca; Daphniidae
Gene: Abl
Product: tyrosine-protein kinase ABL1
Exons: 14
Coding region: 186-4793 (1535 amino acids)
Biological process (GO): protein phosphorylation
Molecular function (GO): non-membrane spanning protein tyrosine kinase activity; ATP binding; protein binding
Source: RefSeq, a predicted model, not a curated record
CACAAAAGCUCAACUCUUGCCUGUUACUCUCUUCUCUUUUCUCUUCUAAAGUGCACACCACUCUAGUUUCGUUUACGUCGUUAGUCUCCAUCGCUUGUCAUCAUAAAUGAUACUAAUCUAGACAGAACUGAUAACCAGUUUGACUUUUGCUGCUUUUCCUAGCUGGCGAUGUGCAUAAAAGGGCAAUGGGAGCCCAGCAAGGCAAGGAACGUGAGCGGACAUCCACAGCUGCUGGCUCCCUGCACUCACUCACCCUCACAUCUACAGCUGGUUCUCGACCGGUGAAGCCAAAAACCAACUCUUUGAGGCCAGCCAGAGAAAAUUCUGCAUCUUCUCGUUCUCAAGCCUUCAAUGUAUUUGUCGAACACAAUGAGGCUUUGUUGCAGAACCGACCGUUGCCAACGUUGCCCGACUUGGCGACAGGAGCAUUGGACCUGGACGGAGGCGGAUCUUCAGGUUUAGGGGGCCAUUGUGGCACUACCUUUAGCCUUGAAUCGGCGCAUCGAUGGACGUCGAGAGAUAACCUACUCCAUACCGAACCCAACGACGAAGACCCGCAGCUCUUUGUCGCCCUUUAUGACUUUCAAGCUUCCGGCGAUAACCAGCUCAGCUUGAAAAAAGGUGAACAAGUGAAAAUUCUGAGCUAUAAUAAAAGUGGAGAAUGGUGCGAAGCUCAUUCGGGUUCGGGUAGGGUCGGCUGGGUCCCGUCCAACUAUGUGACUGCUGUCAAUUCACUAGAGAAACACUCGUGGUAUCACGGGCCAAUCUCCCGCAAUGCAGCUGAAUACUUACUCAGUUCGGGCAUCAAUGGCAGCUUCUUAGUACGAGAAUCGGAAAGUAGCCCUGGGCAACGAUCCAUCUCACUCCGCUACGAGGGCCGUGUUUAUCACUACCGGAUUAGUGAAGAUUCCGAAGGACGGGUGUACGUCACAUCGGAGAGUCGGUUCCGGACGCUGGCCGAGCUUGUUCAUCAUCACUCGGCAAAUGCGGAUGGGCUCAUAACGCAAUUGUUGUAUCCGGCUCCCAAGCGUCACAAACCGCAAGUGUUUGCGCUCAGCCCUGAGCCGGACGAAUGGGAAAUCGAGCGGACGGACAUAGCAAUGAAACAGAAACUAGGAGGAGGUCAAUAUGGAGAUGUGUACGAGGCAAUGUGGAAGCGAUAUAACAUGACGGUGGCCGUCAAGACGCUCAAGGAGGACACGAUGGCGCUCAAGGACUUUCUAGAAGAGGCGGCCAUUAUGAAGGAAAUGAAGCAUCCGAAUCUGGUGCAAUUGCUAGGCGUUUGCACGCGCGAACCUCCUUUCUACAUUGUCACGGAAUUUAUGUCGCGAGGCAACCUGCUCGACUAUUUGCGAAGAGCCAACCGUGAAGAGAUCGACGCCAUUGUGCUCCUUUAUAUGGCUACUCAAGUGGCGGCCGCCAUGUCCUACCUGGAGAGCAGAAAUUUCAUUCACAGGGAUCUUGCCGCCCGUAAUUGCCUUGUCGGCGAAAACCACUUAGUCAAAGUGGCCGAUUUUGGGCUGGCCCGCCUAAUGCGCGACGACACCUAUACGGCUCACGCCGGUGCUAAGUUUCCCAUCAAGUGGACCGCUCCCGAAGGUCUAGCCUACAAUAAAUUCUCCACCAAGUCGGAUGUCUGGGCGUUUGGUAUCCUUUUGUGGGAAAUUGCCACCUACGGCAUGUCUCCCUAUCCCGGUAUCGAUUUAACUGAUGUCUACCACACCUUGGAAACAGGCUACCGGAUGGAAUGCCCCCCAGGAUGCCCACCCCGUGUCUACGAUCUCAUGCAGCAAUGUUGGCAUUGGAGUGCCAAUGACCGGCCGACUUUCCAAGAGAUCCACCACGGCCUGGAAAAUAUGUUUCAAGAAUCGAGCAUCAACGAAGAAGUCGAGCGACAGCUACAGGGGAGCAGCAGCGUCGGCGCCAGUUCAUCCAGUCCACGCCUAUCAUCAAAAAAGGUCGCCAAUCAGGGCCAAGCUCAAAAUCAAAGUCAUAAUCGACCAUCAGGUGCUAGCGGUAGCGCCGCGAUGCCUAGUCGUUCCAGCACCGGUCCGGUGCAAAUGAGACGGGCCACCAACACUAAAGGCAAACCCGUCCCGGCUCCUCCCAAACGUACCAGAGGAGGCAAGCCCACUAAGGUGUCGGACAAAUCAGGGCACCUGGGUACCGCACCUCCCAGUAGCUCCUUCCGGGACAGUUCGUACACAGAUCAGGACUUUGGCGGGCCUUGUGGUGACGACGGAAGCGAUUCCAACGGAAUUGAACACGUUUUCGAAGGUAUCAACAGAGACCUGCAGAGUUUGAAUCACGGUGACGAGUCAGAUGGAGAUGGAAGCGAAGGUGAACAGGCUCUGACGACACAACCGAGUGUCAAAUUUCAGCGACAAAUGUCGGAGCAGCCGCGUGGCACUAGUAGUUCGAACCGGAAGAUUCGAACGUAUCCACCCAAAGAAACGAGCCCGAUCGCCGACCCGAAACCCAAACCGCCACAGAGAAGCAAAAUCCAAGUGGCUACGCUCGAAGUUCAUAACGUUAAGAAAGCCAUCAACAGAUAUGGAACUCUGCCGAAAGGAGCUAGGAUAGGUGCCUAUUUGGAGUCUCUGCGUCAGAGUGGCAUGACGAGCGAGCCGCCGGAAGGCGUCGAUAUGGACCAGGGAAACAAGGAAGAAGAAUCGCCCAAAGCUGGCCAUGUGUCUCUAUUGCGCCAAGCGGUAAACCACAACCGGACGGAAGAUCCAAGGCUCCGUCCGGGUGUCAAGAACGCGACUGGCUCGUCCUCUAAUCCGACCAAAACUCCUCCGGCCGGUAGAAGUCAUUCGUUGUCGGGCGAAGGACCCCGCACGCCCAGCCCUAAACCGCGCAGCAGCGGCCUUCGUUCCAGCAGUAACCCGCAGGCCCGGCAUCCGCGUGAAAAUUCACCGGCGCCCAAUCUGGCCGAUUUGGAAUUCCCUCCACCACCUCCGCCGUUGGAAGACGAUGCGGCUUCAGCCCCGGACGAUAAUUCGUCGGCAGCUUCUCACGACUCGAUCGACGGCCCGAAACAGCUGGACAAGCAUCCGCCCACCCGACCCGUCCCUUCUCCUCGGGGUCAAGUCAAAACGCCACCAGCUAACGUCCAAAUGCGAGCCAAUUCAGUCGAUCGGGCCGGCGGCGCCCGCCAAUCACUCGAAGAUCAAUUCUUCCUCGGCGAGGAAGUCAGCAUCGAGGAGAACUCACUCAAGAAGAACAUUGAUUCGAACCGAGUCAACCGAGAAUCCGCCAAUGAUUCUCCGAAUACGACCACCGGGAGUGCCAACUCUGUUGGCCUCGUGACCAGCAAGAGCGCCGAUUCUCUGUGCUCUUCCGAAUUGCUGGACAGGAAAAGCGGCGCACCAUUCCACUCGAUGGAGGAGAGCAGCGGUAUCAUGAGCCAAUCGAUUUUCGGCAUCCUGCGCUCGCCGAGUCCGUGGGAAGACAACCAUCAUGGGUCCGACCCGCCACCUGAGCCAGCGCCUAGCGCGGCGGCCGCGGUGAACAAGACGAAGCCGUCGACGCCCAGGGGCUUGCGCCAUGUGGACGUUCAACUGGUGGCCGAGUUUAAGGAAAAAACGGACAAGAAACUUUCCGGCGGCUCGUCGUUGGAGAAUGUGGGGCAGCAGAAUCCUCCGUCUGUGCACCUGGUCAGCGAGCUUUUUGAAAAUUUGAGAUUAAAAGCCGGCAAGAAACCGGGUUACGCUAGCGAAACGCAGACGACGGAAUCUUUGAUGACUCAGCCGGCCGAAGUGAUGGCUCCACCUCCUCCUCGACCGGCCCACCCAGCACCGCAGCGGCCCACUCCGCUUUCUGGAACGAAGAAAAUAGAUCUGAUGGCCGAUCAAUCCAAUUCCCAAGACCAAACCAAUUCUCCUGCAGGUGCGGCGAAUAACGGCGACGGUGGAGUCAAAUUCGACUUCAAGUCCCGUUUACGUAAAGUUGGCAGCGAUAAGACGGAAAACGAAUCGACCCAAUCUCACGAUCAGCAACAGCAGCCGGUAGUGGUGAAACCGAUGGUGAAGCCGGUCCCCGAAAAGGUGGUGGAGAAGCCUUCCGAAAGCUCUGAAGAUUGCGAUGACAAACGGAAGAGCAGCGGAAGCAUCAACAGUUUGAAACGGAUGUGGGAAAAGGACCAACAGAAUCAACAAUCGCAGCAGCAGCAGCAGCAGCAUCAUCCUCCUCCUCCUCCUCAGUCUCAGCGAAUCUCUCUCAAAAGUGGUGCCAAUAGCGCAGAGUCGGUACCGAGCCGGCCGCCCCCUCCGCCCCAACAGCAGCCGGACAAGCCAGCCGUGCCGGUCAAACCGAGCAGCGUCGUGAUGAAGCCGUUAAAGAACUCCUCGGCCGCCAUCUAUGCGACGCCGACAUCGUCUGUGAUCAACGCCAAACCACCCGUAGCUAAUCGUAGCAGCGCCGUGUAUGCUAAAGGCCCUUCUCCGGUCAUACAGAGCAACGUUGGGGCCAGUGAAGAGGGCGACGGCGACCGGCAAAAGAUCGUUGCCCUGUGCUCCGAAGUGGAACAAGUGCUAUCGCAAUCGCAUGCGACCCCUAAUCAGUGGAUGGAAUUGCUGUCUAAUGUCCACUCUAUGUGCCACACCUACGCCGACUGCAUCGCGCCGCAUGGUCGCUUCCAUUUCCGGCAGCUGAUCGCCAAGCUCGAAACUCAAACGAAGGAAAUGAAGCAGACGAGCUGCGGUCCGUUGAGGAAUUCGUCCGAGCAUAGCCGGCUGGUCGGUGACGUCAAGAACACGGUUCGCGAUGUGGCCAACGCCUUGCAACGUUGAAACAAUUGAUUGAUGUCAUGAAAUUUCAAACGACUACUACAUCUACUCACCACCAGUUGUAUUUUUUUUUUUUUUUAUAAUUUUUUUGUGGAGGGAACUUCAAAAACGCAGUUUGGUUGUUUUGUUUUUUUUUUGUUUUGUUUUUGUGUUGGGGGCCCUUUCUUUUGCUCUUUCUCUUCAGUUAGCGCCGCAUACUAUACCGUAUUUGCAACUAGGAGUAAGGAAAAGUGACAACUAAAUUCGAGUGCAGCCAUUCCAUGUUUUCUUUUUUGAGAGAAAGAAAUGACAGAAUCCGUCGUCUUAUAUAUUAACGGUACGUUCGCGUACGUGUGUCUUUUGAGUGUCAGCAGAUAGCGCAGCUUUUAAUUGUUUGUGAGAAAGCAAGCAAAGUGUGAGUGGUUCGCAUUUCUUGCCAUAUUGGAAAAGAGCUCGUGUAAUUGUAUGUGUUUCUUCUAUUCAUCGCGUCAAAUCGUCGAAAUCAUUUCUCUCAAAUCUGUCGUCUUACCUUUAUAUAUCCCAACCAAUCUGAUUGUCUACGAAUUCCCCUUUAUCGUCUUACCAUUAUUUUUUUUUUCUCUCUCUACAAGUUCUUCUUCUACUAAAACAAAAGUGAUUAAUCUAUUCUUCGGCCGAACGUCAGAAAAAAGCAACGAUUUUUUGUUUGUUUGUUUGUUUUUGUUUGUUUUUUUUUUCUUUGGUCCUGAAAAUUGGGUGACGUAGCCACCAGUCGCCUGUCCCCGUUGUAUGUCUAGUCCCUCAUAACCGUCUCUCUCUCUGUUUCUCUCUCUCUUUCUUUCUCGUACUCUCCGAAUUCUCGCCUUACUAUAUAUUUUUUUUUACUUUGCAUAUCUAUUGGUCCUCCUCCCCUACCCAUUAGCCAACUUGUCAGAGAGAUAACGACAAAUGUUUAUAACAGAAUAAAAAAAAAAAAAAAGGAAAAAAAAAUGCCUACCAAUUCAUCGAUGCCGAUCAGAAGAUGGAAAAUUGAUGGCGAAAAUAUCGAGUCGCUCUUAUAUAACUACUAAUGGCUGGUUGUUUUUUUGUUUUUUUUCUGUUCCAUAUAGUCUUGCACGCACGCUCUGUUGAAUUAUAACGGAUUCGAUUGCUUUUUUCCUUUUUUCUUGUGACCCAUCUCCCUCCUUCACCUACGUGAAAUACUUACACAUUCUGACCGUGUAUGUAAUCAUACGUACGUAUCUCUUUCUAUCUCUCCUUUGGUUUUUUUUUUUUUCUCCGUUUUCUUUGUGUGUUUGGCUGGCGGAGAGGCAUGUUUAACCACGCCCGCCAUUGCAAUUACCCGAGUCUAACGUGUCAAAAGUGCGUGUUUAUUAUAUAUAAGGUGGCAUACUCACUUUAAUCCUAUUAACACGUGUCAUUUUCUCACCGAUCUUGUGUAUUGGUCAUACAUAAGCUAAAUUAGUGCGAGUUUGUGUGGUGUGCCUUCUCUUUGAUUAUUCAUCACCUCCCUAACGAGCCUAUUCUCGUAGUUUACCGGUGUCUUUUAUGACCAGGUAUUCCUGACAUUAAACAAGAAAGAAAGUGCCAUCGUGAACA